This is a messenger RNA of Penaeus indicus, 3407 nucleotides long. RefSeq lists its product as uncharacterized. Lineage: Eukaryota; Metazoa; Arthropoda; Malacostraca; Decapoda; Penaeidae. Bases 184 to 1236 code for a protein of 350 amino acids. The record is from RefSeq and is a predicted model, not a curated record. The transcript is spliced from 8 exons.
UUCGCCGACGUAGGGUCUGUGUUCGUCCUCUCUCUUUCGCGACCUCGCUGGUGUGAGUGAGUGUGGGUGCCGCGCUGGGACUUUUUUUUGGUUAUUUUUUUCCGCGUUUUUUUUGUGAAAGGAGUGAUAUUUGUUAUUUGUUAUUUUGGAGGGUUUUGUUGUGAGUGUUUUAAGCGGACAGCCAUGAAGAGGAGAGGACAGUUCCCUGGAUACCUGCAGGUGGCGAUCGUGUCCCUUUUCGCCGUAUUGCAAGUAUCAACGACCUUGGAGAUUUUGGACAUCAAGGGCCCGAGUGUGAUCGUCAAUGGCUCGCUCUCGAUGCUCGUCCUCGACUGCGACUACGACUUGACCGAGUACGACCGGCCGGGACUGGUCGUCAAGUGGUACUACAACCGCCAGCCGUUCCCCGUGUACCAGUGGAUUCCUAAUAAUGGUCCCCAGGACCUGGGACUCCUGAAGGGGCGGCUGGACCUCAAGCACCAGGUGUCUGAGGACGAGUACAUGAAGCACCGCGCCCUCGCCAUCGUCAACCCGACGUCCGAACUCACCGGCGAGUACACCUGCUGGAUCUCGUCCUUCGAGAGCGAGGCUUACAAGAGGAAGAAGAUCAUCAUUUACUCGCCUGCAGUUGACAUGUCGAUGACGUAUUCCAAGCCCAACGAGGAGAGUGUGAUCAUCUCGUGUCGCGCGGGAGGCAUCUUCCCCGCGCCGGACAUCACCAUCUCCAGGAGCUCUGCAACGUCCAGAAACCUGAUCGAGGACGCCAAGGUAGAAACCAAAUUCCUGCCCGAACAGAGAUCGUACAACGUCAGCAUCGACCUCGAAGUGUUAGACUACGAACUGGACUCGGAGACGAUGUUCGAGUGCGUCGUCACCAUCCCCGGGACGGAGUACGAAGUGCGAGAGGAAAUCCUUUAUUUUCCCGGGCCUCCAACCACAACUACUACCACCACUACCACCACUACCACAACUACUACUACUACUAGCACUACCACAACGACCACCUCCGUCCCAGACUAUGCUGAGGAUGAGGACGAGGAGGAAGAUGAGGAGGAGGAACAUGUUGAACAGGCUGAUGAUGAUUAUGAUAAUAGCUUUGGAAAUGAGGCCAGCCGGUCGAAAGGCGCGAGGCCCCACGUUGCCGAAAGUGUGUCAGGAGCCGAGGCAGUGAAGUGCAGCUUAGCGGUGAUUGCCCUUCUACACUCUCUGCUUCUCCUGCGCCCCUUCCUCCAAUGAGCUAGAUGAGGGGUAACUCGUCUGUGAAUGUGCCCCGUCCCUCCCCGCAUCUCUUCACCCCUAAUUUUCGCUUGGUUGGUCCUCCCGUCAAGAGAAGAUAUUUCAUCUGCUACAAGAUUAUAAAUUAUAGGACUAUCCGUGUUUACAACUGAAAUAUAUCAUACACAAAUAUAUUUAUAUUGAGUGCAUGAUGCUCGUCUAUGUAAAGACUGUUACUUUACAGUUUUGAUGUUUUUUAGGCAAAACGGAUUAUUUUCCAGUGUCAUGGCCGAGGUCCGCAAUUCCAGAGAGAGAGAGGAAAAAGAAGAUUAAAAAUAAUUGUUUUUUUCUCUCUUUUUUCUCUCUUUUUAAAAAAUCUCUUUGGAUUAAGCAAAUCUAGCUGUGGAUUUCAGUCACAGUUCACAUGCUGUUGUAUUUCUCUCUUAAGCAUGUACUGUGCAUGACUCUGAAUUAUUUUGUAAAAAUGGAAGAAAAAUCACUAUAUAGGAAGAAAGAAAGAAAAAAAACAGACGUUUCUAUUCUUUAUGAAUUUUUUUAAAAUGUUGCGAUGUAAUGUAGCAUAUGAGGGGUUUUUUUUUUUUUUAGUUUUUACUUUAAGAAUAAGGUUGAAACUUUGAGUGUUUUCGAUGAGCGUAGUUUUGCACUUAUUUUGCACUCAGUGGUGUUUCGAAAAGGAAGGAAAAUACGAUAGAGGGAGUGUUGUUGUCAAUUUGUCAAACGAAGAGUUCUUAAACCAAAUACUCUGUUGGAAAUCGUGUUGGAAUUAACUGCCCCCAUGUGAUUUUAGUCAUUGUUUAAGAUAUAUUUUAUUUGUUUUUGGGUUCAACCGCUAGUCACCUGACAGCUAAAAGUUUUUUUUUUGACGGAAAAGAUCGGCGAUUUUGAACAGUGUCAGAAUCCCCUCCCCCCCCCUCCAUGUAAUAUUUUUUUCCAUGUAGGCCUACUUGGUUUGGCUUGUAAACGCCCCACUACAAGCAAUACACAGCCAAGGGCAGAGGUCACAUGAACAUUGCAAUUGAUCGGUAUACUUGUUCACCCUGUGUUCCCACUGUUCAACACUGUUCUUCGGCGCAAACCAAAAAGCACACAUACUUUAAACAGCCAGUAUUUUGUUAAUUAUAUUCUUCCUUUUUCCUUAAGAGAAUAUAUUUUCUGAUUUCUGCUUUCUUUUAACCAGCUGGUUUUUAACUUUAGUUUUUUUUUAUUUUGAUGUUCUCGUUAUGAACCAAAUCCAGCUGGUGAAUGAGCGACUCUGAUUUUUAUUCAUAGUUUUUUUUUUUUUUUUUUUUUUUUUUUCUUAAGUUUCCAUUUUCUUCCGUUGUGGGAUUGGCACCUUUUACCGCCUCCGAAUCCGUGAUUGGUGACUGGUGAUUGGUGCAGAUCAUGGGUCUGAUUUGAUCAAAUGUCUCAGGGUAAGGAGAGAAGAAGAAUCUCAUUCAAGGCCAUUAUUAAGAGAAAAUAUAUCAUUUCCUCUUUUAGAAAUGAAAUCAAAAUUCCUCCAUCAUACAUUUGGAACGAAGUUAUGUGCGAAUUUCGUAUAAAAAUGGUUUGAUGUACACCCCCCCUCCCCUCCACCACCUCAUAACGACGAACUAGCAAGCCGAAAUUGCCAAAGACUUCGGGAGGGAGAAAAAAAGACCCCAAAAAAUCGAAGUUUCCCCUCAAUCGGAUCCCAUUUUCUGAGCAAUCAAUCACCGGACUCAAUCACCGGAAACAAAGGAGAAGGAAGCAUCGCCCAGCCAAUCACACGCGGCGGAAGCGGUGGGCGCGCGGAAGUCUCGGCGACAAGUUCCGAUCCGUGAAAUUUCGUCUUCGUUCUUAUCUUCUUUCUUUGAUUUGUCUCCUUUUUCUCUUUUUCUUUUCUUUUUAUUUUGUCCUCUGGGUUAAAUCUUCGCACAGUUACGGAGGAUUUUGAUAUUUCUUUCUGAUCUGUAGGUGUUCGUUUUACCAAACCUAAUUUACCUGUCCUCUUUCAUCAACUCAUCGGAGACGAAGUACACGGAUUCGAACGCGUUGUGGCACCGGGGAUAGAGGGAGUUCCACCAACCAAAUUAGACGUCAAAACGAGGUCAAAGCAAGGUCACGCGCGGAAGGAACGACAGGAGGGGAGGGCAGAGGGGGGGAGGAGGUCAUUGGAAGAGGAAAGGUCAUUCGUUUAAAAGUGUCGGGAC